GUUGAUUCCAAUGACGCCAACCUAUUAGAAUGCGUUGGAGUGAGUAGGAGCAUGUCGGAGCAUGGCGACGCGAACAAACCACAUAUCUCUAUGGGUAAAGCUCUCGGGUGUUCUAUCUAGAACUUUAAAGUUAUCACCGUUGGCGGUCUGCAGUUUCGGCCAGUUUGGGACAACAUGUCCGCCAUUCUUCGCGCAUUGGUUUCGUUUAACUCCGAUGAAGAUAGGAGCCGAGUGAACGGGAUACGUUUACGCGACGACUGUGUAUCCGUAUUAUUUGCAAGGUGCAUUUAUGUCGAUAUCACUGCCUAAUGUUAUGCGUAUAAUAAUUUAAAUUAUGAGUCAUGAUAACUAAGUUCAGUUUUGGUACGUAUUAAAACUCAAGCAAUGGCAGAGGAAGAAAGAAUACCAUCUCUUUCAGAGAAAGAUGGCACCGAUACUUCUUCCCAGUCAAAAGAUACUUAUGUUCCGGAAGAACCGACCCCAGACAUUUCAAUCUCCUUGUUAGACAUACAAAUGCCAGAAACGCCAGACAGUACCAAAAGCCAAAUAAGCGAUGGUGACACAUCGAGAUUAGAGAGCCCAAAGCCAGUUAAGCCAGUUCUUGGGAAGGUCCAGGCAAAAAAGCGGUUGAUGGCAUUUGCCAAUCAGUUUAAAACAUUAUCCAAAUCCCAGGUUAAACCAAAUCUGUCUCAGCAUUCCACAGGAGCUUUAAAGAUGAAGGAUAAAGCUGUUCAGGAUGAUACAAGUGUAAAUAAAUCAAGAAAAAAAACAGAAGAGAAAAUUCUGGCUAUUGAAGAAAUUCGAAGGGAAGAAUCUAAAAGUAAGAUGUUACUCGCUGAAGCUAUGGCAGCAGCAAGUAUGGAAGACGAGAGUCAUAACAAGAACAUAUCUGGUUUAUUUGAAAGUACAAGACAUGCGAAAGACAAAAGUAAACAUGAAAGAAUGAGUGACGAUCGUAAAAAUAAGUCAAUCGAUCGAAAGUAUUCGGAAAGGCAUCGACAUCGUGAUAAAGUUGAAAAAGACAGUUCAAAUCAAGAUGUUAAAGAUAGAAAUGGAAGUAUAGAUUGUUCCAUACGGAAAGCAUCUCAAGAUCGAGAAAAGUAUAAGAAAGAUAAAAAAAAGAAAAACCAUAAAGAUAAGCGAGACAAUAGCAAGACAAAAACAAAUCGUGACAAGAAAGAAGAAGGAAAGGACAAAAAAGAGAGUGAUAAAGAAAAGCAAGACGAGACGAGAGAAAGGAUUGAAGCAACGAAGAAUAAGAAGGAAAAUAUAAAAGAGAAACGAAAUGAUACGUUGGAAAUACAAAUCGAAAACAAAGAUAAAAGGGACAAAGAUAAAGACAAAUGGAAAGAAAAGAUGUUAUCCAAGAGUAACUCGUGGGCGGAAGUGCGAAAAUUUGGUUUAACUCUUGAUGAUGUCAUUUAUCUUAAAAGACGUGAAAAUUCAGAAAAACUUAUAAAAACCAAAUCAAUACAACAAGAUUAUACGCGCUAUUUCGAACAGAUGUUAAUGUUAAGUAAUCACCGUCUGAAACGUCAAGCGUUAAUAGCCGAGGGACUUUACGGGCCCAAAAAAUAUCCACCCGAAUCAGUCAAGUUGACGAAACGAACGAAAGGACUUCAGUUAUCAUAUUGUGAAAAUCCGCGCGUUUCUCUUCUGUUAGGAAUUUCGCAACUCCUAGAAGCUGUCACUCCUGAACGACGCGAGAAGAUACGAGAUAUAUGCGAGGCAUCUCCACCACGAAUUGACAUGGAAGACACUGUACAGCAGAAGCGUAAUUGGUAUCAGCAAAUAAAUGCGAUUGAACACCAUAAAAAUAAUACGUGGCAGAUGACCAUACAGCUUCCCAAAUCAAAGUGGGACAGCGAGGAUGAGGAAACACCUGUUAGCAUGGUGAAAGAAGUUGAAAAGUCCGCGAAUGAAUUACACGUCUCUGCGAGUCAACAAGAAAGAGGUUCCACGACUUCUAGUGUAACAGAUGAGGACAAAAUUGAUAACAUCAAAGGUGAUAACAUUAAAGAAGAUAAUAAAUCUAGUGAAAAGACCAUUGAAAAUUUGACGACGAACGACGAAGCCUCGACAUCGUCUUCUUUACAGCCUGCUGGAAAUGAAAAGUUAGCCUCAGAAUACGAACAAUUUAUGAAGAUGGUAUGCACCUCAACUGAUGUGGCAAAGGAAUAUUCUCCAAAUAGGAAUCUUGUUAAAUCUGCUUCUCCAAGUAGUUAUCAUGAAUUUAAUAUAGAAUCUAAUUUAACUGAGGCUAACACAAACAUAGAAAUUUCACCGAAAGACAAAUUUGAUAAAGAGGAUAAAUUACAAACUAUAGAAGGAUCAAUGAAAAGUACAGAAUGUGAAGAGUCCACUCAGUCAACAGACUGUCAAAUACAAGUUGAUGAAAAUAUAGUUCUACAAAUAGAACAUACAAACAAAAAUGAAGACAAAUCUGAGGAUUCUAAAUCAAUACCAAGUGACUGGGAGAAUGUUAGAAUUAAGGUUGAACGAUUGAGCGACGAGAAUACUGAAUCUAGAGAAGUGAAGAAGAAGAAACGAAAGAAAGUGAUUUCCAGCAAUUCAUCUAGUAAUACUACCUCUUCGGACUCGGAAAAGGAAAAGAAAAAGAAGAAAAGGAAACGCAAACGAAAAGUAACCAAUUCAUCUUCUUCUGAUUCAGAUAGCACGGAUAGCAAUAGCAGUAGCAGUGAUUCCAGCAGUUCAGAAGAAAGAAGAAGGAAACGGAAAAAAAAGAAAGUCGGAAAAAAAAGAAAAAAGGUGAAACGUAUCAUGCGUUUAAAGAAGAAACGAAGAAGAAAGGUGAGCGAUUCCAACAGCAGUGAUUCAGAUGAACACAUAAAAAAGCAAAAGAAGAUUAAGAAGAAGACGAUAGAGGCGAAAUCUAUUAAUAAUGGAGAUAUAAGCAAAAUAAUAUCAAAAUCUCCUGUAGCUUCGUCCUCAGAUGAAACGAAAUUAUUGCAAUCGUUGACUUCAGGAAAGAAAAUUAAAGAAGAAAUAGCAGGAGAGAACAGAAAGAAAUCUGAUCAGAUUAUAUCGGCAAAAAGAAUCAUUGAUAAUGCGAGUGUAUCUGAUAAUGAAUGCUUUAAGCAGAAAAAGGAGAGGAAAGGCAGUAAGUCUGAUGAAAGUUUCAUAGGACAAUGGGAAAUGGAUUCUGUGAUGAUAGUCCAACAAAAUGAUGAUGAUAUGUCAAGUCAAGAUCGUACUGAAGAAUCGGAAAAAAUAGAUGGUUUAGAGAAAGGUAAACAUCGAAGAAAAAGGAAGCACAAUCGAGAUAGUAUCGAGCAAGAUAAGGACAGAUCAUCUAAAGUCAAUGAAGAAAGGAUUCAUGAAGGAAGAACAAGAUCGGAUGAGGAGGUUGAAGCAAAAAGGAAGAAGAAAAGAGAAAAGGAUAACAAAAGCACUGAGUUUCUCGCAAACUGGGAAAGGGAGAGUGAACGUAUUACUCAACAAAUACAAAAUGAUGCUAAGUAUUUGAAAAAAUUAGAAAAGCAGAAGAAGCAGAGAUGGGGAGAAACAGAUUUUGACACAUUAAACGUGCCGUCGCUGACGCAACUUGAAAAAGAGGUAUAUCAAAAGCAACUUCUAGCGGAUGAAUGGGAGGUGGACAGUUUAGAGGCAAUAUCAGAUUUGAUUACAAGUAAACGAAAAAGCAGUCAGAGUUUGUCGAAAAAGGUUGAGAAAGAAGUUAAAUAUGAUAAGAAAACGGACACAUACAUUGCGAUAGAAAAGGAGAAGGAGAAUGUCAGAGAAAUGAAGAAGAGACAAGAACGUUUGUGUGCAAUAAGGAUAUGGGAGGAAGAGCAGGAAGAAGGUGAGAGAGAAGAAAUGAUGCUCCUGGAACAAAGAAGCAAGCGUAAAACAGAGAAGACGGACGAUUGGGAUAUUGAAGAGGAGUCUCACUUUCACAAGAAUAGUGAACAGGUUUGCAAAGUCAAUGACAUCGCGAUAGAGAAUGAAUGGAUUAAAACCGGCGAAGAAAAAAAUAUUAAGGAAGAAGAGAAUAAAUUAACUGUGAAGUCCGUUAAUAAACGAGUUAGAAAAAGUCGUUGGGAUAUGGGCUCUCAGUCCGAAGAAAAGCCAGAAAUUAAAGACAUAUGGGAGGAAGAAUAUACCAAGUGGUCCAAGAAGAAUAAGAGCGAACCGGAAUUUGAUAAAAUAAAAAAAAGAGACUUUCACACUGCGGAUUACUCAGAAAGUUCCAAUAAAUCUGAUCUGAUAGAUUUCUAUUAUAGAAAAUCGCAGAGUACGGAAUCAGUGGAAGGUUCGUGGACGGAAGAAGUUAGACUUAUACAGAUGAAAAAUAAUGUAUCGGUAAAACAUUUAAUUUCUGCGAAAACGAACGACGAGCAGUUUCCGUCCGUUAAAGAACAGAUAGAUCAAUUUAAAGAAAUUUCGGAAUCUAAUAUGAAAUUCAAGGAAAAGACCAUAGAACUGUACAGUCCUAGUUCUCCAGCGCUUUCUCAAAAAUCUCAUGAUGUAGAAGUAUCUAAUGAGAGCAGCUCCGGUAAUUCCGUGCUGCGUGAAAAAAAGAAAAAGGAGAUGUUGAUCACAACAGAUGAAUUAUCGAUUCCUAUGUCUGGUAUACCUUUACAGUUAACAAAACUACGUGAUACUAAACAUGCAUCGAACGAAAAAAUAGAAAAUAUUUUGGAUAAAGAACCAAAGCUGGAGGAUAAAGACUCUGCUAAUAGUUUUGACAUUAAACCCGUUGACGAUCUGUUUGACAUUUCGAUAAAUAAACCGUGUUUAAAAGUAAAUGCUUCAGGGCAUAUGGAUAUUUUUGCGGAGUUUGGAUCGGAGAAGUCACUGCAUGAAAAACAGCACGUUACGGGUAUCAACGUGAGCUCGACGAUGCAUACCAAAGAAGAUGAAAUGAAUGAAGCAAAGAACGCACUCAAACUCAUUCCCAAGCAGCUCUUGAUUCGUCGCAAUAUCAACGAGCAGGUGAAACCCAAACGUAUCUUAGAAACGCCAUUGCAGGAUCCCGCUCAGCACGCUGCGGCUCUGUUAACGAUACAGAAGAAGCUGUUGGAGUCGCACGCAUUGAAGAACGACAUUAAUGAAUACCCGAAUGAGGAACAAGCGAAUCGUUUCGAGCAGAGGUGUGAUGCAGCGAAUAAUAGUGGAAACACUGAUAACGUGUUGUUAGAUACAACUGAGUUUUCCGUGGUUUCCAAAUCAUUAUCGGUAAUAGCAACGCGAGAGUCAAGAUCCCCAGCGUCGGAGAAAGCGGUUUCUAUUCAGUCGGAACAAUCCGAGAACUACGAUAGAGAUAGCAAGAACGAUGAUGUAAAGAAAUAUAAGACUAAUCGAAAUGAUACCAAUGUAGCAUCGUCGAGCGUACGAUCUCCCAACCGGGAACACAGGAAGAGAAGUCCUGGUAAGAAGGAAAAUGUGAAACGGUAUUCGCACGAUAAAGACAAAAAAGAGAGGAAGUCUGAUGACGCGGAGAAGCCCAACAGAAGGGACACUAGAGGUCCCAAAACAGAUUUUGUAGAUAGGAGAAGAUCAAGUCCUUCAGGACGAGGAAGAAGAAGAAGGAGCGGAAGCCCGUACGUUCCGUGGGAACAACAGAGAAGCGGAAGUGGCAGUCCUGGUCAUAGCUGGAGUAGAAGUCGCAGUAAAAGUCCGAAGCGGAAAGACGAACCUACUUUGAGAGACAGAGAUAAAAAACGAGAAAGAUAUGACGACGAACGAUCAAGUAGAUCAAGAACGGAUGAGAGAAAAGAGAAAUAUGCGCGAUCUCCAUUACGCUUUGGUUACAACGAAGAUAACUUUAAAAAGCAUAGCGUCGCAUCUUUCAAGAAUAAUCGCGAUGACUGGAGUAGAAGAAGACACGAUAAUGUGGAUAGAGAUCAUGAGAAAGAUAGUAGAUUGUAUGACCCAAUGGAGAUUUUGCGAGAAAGAACUAAUAUGGAAUCUGAGAAAUAUAGGGAUAACAGAUUUCGCACAGAAGAAUUGGAUCAUACAUUUUGGCAAUGUACUGAAAGCGGCGGUAUUUUACGAGAUGGUAACGAAUCCAUGGACUCGUACACUGUUGGACAAAAUUUAUCUCUUGAAUAUGACGAUCGAAUGUAUUAUAGAGAGGGAAGUCUAGAAAGGAACGUGGCAUCGCCUCAUUUAAAAUACAGAAGAAAAUCUAAUGCGAGAAAAGACCGACAGUGGGAGAGAGACAAAGAUCUUUCGGAUUUGGACCGUCUUGUGCAUAGAUCACGGAAUCGGACACCACCGCGAUCGAGGUAUUCGCCUAUGCGUCAAGCUUCAGAAAGAUUUCGGCGAAGAUCCAGAUCUCGUUCAAGAUCUUGGUCGCCAUUAAGAUCGCGAACACGAUCUAGAUCAAGAUCAACAUCAAGAUCAAGACCGAGGUUGAGGUCGCAAUCGAAAUCGCGGAGCAGAUCUCCGUUUGAUGUAAGAUCGAGAGAGAAAUCUGGUUCUAUAUCGAGAUUAAGAAGCCCGGAACAUGCAUUCAGAAUGUCCGAAUUACAAUCUUCCAGAUCUCCUUCUCCUGGAAGAGAUAGAUUAAAGGAAAUGGGAAGAGAAAGAAAGGACAGUGAUGAGAACAAAAAGUUUAACACUUGUAGUGAAAGAGGUAGACGUAUAGAGACCAUUGUUCAAUCGGGAAUUAUAUCGGGACCGAACAUUUUAGAUCCGGAAAUGGGUAUUAACAACAGUAUGGACACAGCUACGAACUUCCAAUAUUCAAAUGAAGGCGGAAAUGAAUAUUAUUAUACAGAAAAUAAUUUGACUUAUCCUCCUUGUAUAGACGAAUCGUCCACGAGUUCUCCAAAGCGUUUAUCUCUCGAUGAUAGAUUGGAAUUAGAAUUAGGUAUUAAAAAGCAGCACAGCAAGGAUUCCACUAGUGUAGCUUCAGAAUAUCCUUCGAAUUUUAAUCCGAACGUUAUUGCAUAUUCAUCUCCUCCGCAACAACAGCAAAUAAUGUACAGACAGCAGCCUACAGUUGUACAAGUUGGAAACGUCUUACAAGUGGUUCCUGCCGAUUUCAAUGGAAUGCAAUCAGUACGUCGAGAGGUACCUGCUGUAACCCCGCCCCCACCCGUUCGAUCAGGAUCUAGUCAGGUGGUUCGCGUAGGUAACGUACUCCAAGUAGUACCCACAUCAUUAGAUUGGAGUAAUAACAGUAGCAGCGCAGGCGAUGGCGGUGGUGGUGGCGGUCAGUCUAUUACUACAGAUCAAUCAAGUGGAGUUUUAUAUUCCUCAGCGAUUUCGGCACACUCGCCCUCCGCACCCUCGGCUCCUAUGUCCGUACCUGUUCCUGUCCCGGUUCCACUGCCUGUGCCACCGGCCGCGACGAAUACUCAUCCCUCCAUCGCUAUAACGCCCGCCGCUCCACUGCCGUUAUCGUUGCCAGUACCUGUCCCUGUGCCGAUUCCAAUUCCUCCCGUAACGGCGGCGUUCUCGGCAAGGAACGAGAUUCAACAGAAGAUAGUUCAGCCUGUGUACAAUUACGAGGCUAUACUUGAGACACGUCGUAAAGAACGAGAGGAGCGUAAACGAUUACGCGAGUUACGCAGAAAAGAGAAAGAACGUAAGCGAAUAGAACGGGUUAAUCGACGAGCUCUACGAUUGCUGGAGAAGAAUAGUACGUCACGACAGUCGAGCGGGGUCUUAUUAGAUCACCAUAAGAGUGCAAUUGUCGAUCCGUCAGUUCUAAAAGCACUGAAAGAGGGAGAAGAGCAUGCUGAAUCUCCGUCGACUAAUCUCACGAAAGAAGACGAGGAGAUGACAACAUCUAUUAAAGAAGAAGAUGAAGACGCUGCCGCAGAUGAAGAAGAAGAUGAGGACGACGACGAAGUCGAAGCUGAGGCGGAGGAUGAUGAAGAAGAGGAAGAAGAAGCAGAAGACGAAGAUGAGGAUGAUGAUGAUGAUGAUGAGAAAUCGUUACAAAUAAUUAACCAGCAAAUUGAAGUCGACGAAACAAUAACAGAUGCGAAUAAAGAUCAAGUGGAAAUUGAAGCUAAGAAGGAAUGGCCAGCAUUACCACCCCCGCCAUUAAAAGGCAUUUUGGUUGUUCCGGGAUUUAGAAGAAACGCGAUUUCUAAUGGCAAUCUGGAUGAUUUGUCGGAUGCAGACGACGUUAUCAUUAAAGACAGCACCGACAAAGAUGAAGAGACAGAUAAGAAUAACGAGUGUAACAAAGAUACGGGUUCUGAUACUAAAUCCGCUAAAUCAAAUUCGGUGAAACCGAAAAAGGCAAAGAGGAUCAAAAAGUCGGUUCAGUUCGCCGACGGUGUAAAACCUGGCGAGGGGACUAGCCCUAGUGGCGGCGAGGGUGAUAUGCCCUCGCCGCCUCCUCCACAAGGAAUUUGUUUCCGUGAGGGAUUCAGCGAUUUAAGGAGGGACAAAAUUUACAGUUUCAGAAAGAGCAGAAAGGAGAAGAGAGCAAGACCGCAAAAAACCAAGAAAAAAGUCAAGGUAAAAAUAAUCAAGUUGAAGAAACCGCGUAUCACUCCGUUGACGGCUAUGAUAAUGGACGACUCCGACGAAAUGGACGACCGUUCGCCACCCCCGCCUCCACCUGGUUCUCCACCGCCACCUCAUCUCUGGCCCAGUUAUCUUUCGAUUUAUAAUACAACGGUGCGUGCGGUCGAACAAUCGCAAGCCACGACUGCAACUUUGACACCCAUACCUGUACAAGCUCCGCCACCGCCGACUCCGUUACCUCUUCUAAUUCCACCUCCGCCGUUGAAUUAUACCAUCCAACCUUGUAGUAAAUCUUAAGCUGGGACUCAUGCAACGCAUGCUCGCGCAGCGUUGAUUUUGUAAAUUUUUUAGGGCAUGUAAUUCUUUUUCUCGCGAAACAUAGUGAAAUAUUGCGCGCUGGAAUCUUGGAUGUAAAAGUGAGAAUUGUAAAUUGGUCUUAAGACUUCUUUAAUAAUGAUAAAGAGUUAAAAUGAUAGAGAAGCGAACGUGUACCAAUAAUCGAUGUUGUAAAUAUCUUUGCAAUAUAAUAAUUUCUUUUUUUUUACCAAGAGAUCGUGAUGUUAAUCUGAUAAACUUUGAUCCACUGCGUCCUAAUAAUUUUAUAUUAAUAAUCAAUUUCGUAUAUUUUCGAUCAAAAAUCAUCGAAUGUAUAAAAUGUUUCCGAGCUAAUGGUACAAUCUGAAAGAUUUCUUAGUAAAAAAUAAAAAUUUAAAAAUUAAA
Messenger RNA from Monomorium pharaonis (pharaoh ant), 9174 nucleotides. RefSeq lists its product as uncharacterized. The record is from RefSeq and is a predicted model, not a curated record. Lineage: Eukaryota; Metazoa; Arthropoda; Insecta; Hymenoptera; Formicidae. Bases 385 to 8751 code for a protein of 2788 amino acids. The transcript is spliced from 19 exons.